Molecule: messenger RNA, 1509 nt
Organism: Pestalotiopsis fici W106-1
Lineage: Eukaryota; Fungi; Ascomycota; Sordariomycetes; Amphisphaeriales; Sporocadaceae
Exons: 3
Coding region: 1-1509 (502 amino acids)
Biological process (GO): transmembrane transport
Molecular function (GO): transmembrane transporter activity
Source: RefSeq, a predicted model, not a curated record
AUGUCGACAAACACCGCCAUAGGGAAUGAGAAGUCGUCCGAGUUAGAGAAUCCUCCUACCGCCGCUAUUGCCUCAAAUUUGAUGCUUGAAGCAGAUAUUCCCUCGUCAGAAAGAUUGCAACAGCCUUCUCGAACUAUGGAAGAAGAUGAGCACGGGAGCUGGGAUAGCCCCGACGACCCAGAUAACCCUUAUAACUGGCGACCUUUGCGCAAAAUAUCAAUCUCCGUCAUUGUCUCGUUCGGGCAGCUGGUGACACUAAUGUCGACGUCCAUGAUGGCAUCAGCUCUAAGCCGCAUCGGCCACGAUUUGGGCAUUGACGAGUCUGCAACCCAAAUCACCUUCUCCAUCUUUGUCCUCGGCCUCGCCUUUGCGCCGUUCCCUAUUGCGUCUUUCUCGGAGAUGUACGGUCGCAAGCCGGUGUGGCUUUUUUGCAAUGCAUUUUACAUAUUGUGGAACGCUGUAUGUCCAGUUGGCCGCUCGGCAGCACUUAUGGUGGUCGCUAGAUUUUUGGCCGGUUCGGGUGCGAGUGUGGGCAUCACGUUGACAGGCCCGAUCAUGGCCGACAUGUAUCGCAAAGAAGAGCGUGGCAAGUCGCUUGCUAUCGCGACCUUUGUGCCGUAUCUAGGCCCAGCACUAGGUCCUAUCGUGGGUGGUGCCAUUUCGCAGAAGCUGGAUUGGCCGUGGCUCUUCUACAUCUUGAGCAUGUUCAACGCCUUGAUUUGGGUCAUCGGGUUUGUCUUUGUGAAGGAAAGCUAUACCCCGGUGUUGCUGGCUCGUAGGCACAGGACUGCUUGUGCCAUGCCAGAACAGACAUCUUUUCAAGCGGCAUCUUCCAAGCUGGCUGCGAACCUACGUCGUCCUCUGCAGCUGCUCUGGCAGCGACCCAUCAUCCAAGUCAUAGCUCUGAUCAUGGCCUUGAAUUUUGGUGUUUACGUCCUUUUGCUGUCAACAUUUGCUGCGCUGUGGAUCCAGCGUUACGGAGAGUCCGCGUUCAUCAGCACUCUUCAUUAUAUCGCCAUCUCUGCCGGCACGACCCUCGCCACGCAAGGGGGCGGCCGCUUCAUGGAUUGGGUUUUUACAAAGCAAAAGGCACGCUCGUCAGACGGCAGUACAGCGCCAGAAUUUCGAGUGCCAUGCCUAGUACCACCCGUCAUCUUGAUCCCUGUCGGGCUCUUCUGGUAUGGAUGGGCAGCCGAAACGGGCGCGCACUGGGCUGUGGUGGAUGUCGGGGUGGCUGUAUUCGUGUGUGGAAGCUUUCUGUUGGCACAGGCCCUGCUGGCCUAUUUGCUCGAUGAGUUUUCGCACGCAGCAUCGGCCAACGCUGCGAGUCGAAUGCUUUCCAACAUACUGGGCUUUGCAUUUCCCAUACUUGCACCGCAAUUAUACACACGUCUGGGGUACGGUUGGGGCAAUAGCGUGCUUGCUUUCUUAUUCAUCGGCCUCGGAUGCCCGGUACCGCUGUUGCUCUGGGUAUGGGGCUCUAAGUUAAGAGCACUGGGUCGGAAAUAA